AUGGCGGCCACUUGUUGCUCUGUUGACCUUGGAGAAAAGUUAUUCUGCUCUUUAAACCAGGCCUUUAUCGUGGAUCCUGAAAUGUAAGUCAUUGAACUUAUGUUUUUCCUCCUCGUUUUUUUCAUACUAUGAAUUGAAUGUUUUAAGAUGUGGGUAGAUUUCCGAGUGACCUUUGGUAGUAUGAAGUUAUACAUGUUCUUUUUCAUUUCAUCACUUGAAUAACACGUCACUGAACGUGUCUCUACAUGUAUUCAUGCGCGCUUUCUGGGGUUUAAAAUUAUUUUAGCCUUUUAUCUUACUGAAACGUAAAAAGAAUCAUAGCCGAGAAAAGGGCCGCCAUAGUUUGUCAUUAUUUUUAACUUAACUUUAUUAUUCCAUCGUUCAUAUAGUACAAACUCAGUAAAGCCAAAGCCGGGAGCUUAUACGGCCUGUGGUCAGAAUGACAGAAAUUAUUUUAUAUAGAAAUGAAGACUGUAGGCUAAACUAUAACUAUUAUUAUUUUUAGGUUUUCCCAAUAAGUAGCAUACCUACAAUUUUACCUUGAUGUUUUAUUAAUACUACAAAAACACCCAAGGAAGUUACAUGGCCAGUUUUCAUUAGAGACUCUAACAUACAAAGUCUCCAUAUACAGAUAUGGGUAAAUUACCUGUACCCGACUGGCUGUAAAUACUGGUAGAUUGCCUCUUACCCAAGAGAAACGGUUAGGCUAUCUGUUGGACCUGUGAUACCAUUACCACAUCUGGUAAACUAUGGUUGCCCUUUAUAUAGCUAUGUGAAAAACAUAUUUGUUUAUCCGUACCCAUACGGUAAGAAAGGGUGUAUUUUAAGGUCCCUUUUUUGCCACUAUCCAAACUUGAAGGAAUUCUGAAAUUCAGGCUAGCUCCUAAUUUCAUAUGCUUUUUUUUUUUCAGUGAUGAAAUUGACAUCAUACCAUGUAUGCACUGUCAAGAGGAACACAAUAAUGAGAAAGAAGAUCCAUUUAUUAUUGUCAGCCAUAAGCUUGGGAUCAAGUCAUGGUGUAUUAAACCUCUUUUUCUGUUUGCUUAUAACAAGCUUAUUAGGAGUCGUAUUAAAGGCAAGAAGGACUGUAACUUAUCAGGUGAUUUUUUUUUUAUUUCUGAGGCAUAAUACUUGUACAUUUUACUCCAAAAUAGUGGCAUACUUAGUUUUGUUUUCAUCUUACGUUGGAAUAAAUUCUUACAUUUUUCUGCUUGUUUUUGAAGCAUUAUGGAAGUUGUUUUCUUUGUAAUAAAUCAUCAAAUGACAAAUUGCAUUCCAUUUUUAGUCACAGAAUCUGUUCAACUGAGUAGAGCUGUUCUGUUGGUGAAUGCUGAGUGUUAUACAGCUUGGAACGCAAGGUAGGAUACUGAUUAGCCUUGAGCUACAGACUGUAGUAGCACAUCCCACCAUGCUAGUGUAAUCUUUAUCACAAGCUUUUUUUUUUUUUUUUUUUUUUAAAGAAAAAGGCUUCCUUGUUUAUUUGUUUUUGAUUGCCUUAAAAGGCAAUGUUUGUAGUCCUUUCAAAGAUUAUUUUAAUCUUUUAAUCCACGAUGUUAAUACGAGGAACAGCGGGACCACCAUUGCUUUGCCGAAAGUGAAACUUGACUUUGCUCGAAAAAGUUUUUACUUUUUAGGCGCUUCAGCUUUUAAUUCUUUACCUUUAAAAAUCAAGCAAAUUAGCUGUAGGAUACUAUUUAGGGAGUCUUUAGAUCAAUUUUUUGUAUAGUGUAGUUAGUUAGUUGCGUAGUCAUUCUUAUCUUAUUUUAGUUUUUAUCCUUAUAUUAUGUUACUAUGACAGGACCCCUUUGAUAACAGUGCUCUUGCACUGAAGGGCUAUCCUGUAUAAAUAUUCGUUAUUAUUAUUAUUAUUAUUAUUUGAAAGUCAAACCAAAGUUUUUUUUUACCCGUUAAGAGAUACCAAUUAUUUUUAACUUUUAGACAAGGUCUGGGCUUAGCUUGACCAUUGCCAAUUUCCUUUUUUAUGUAGUCACCUCAAGAUAUCACACAAUUUUCCCUGAUGACCUGCCUCAACUUGCAACAUUUCUUUACUUCCAUUUGAAUGACUAAAGUUAUUUUGGAUUUACAUGUCUUAUUACUCAGUGAGCUUAUUUAUAAUUUAUUAAUUUGUUCACUCUCUGACUCACUCACUCACUCAUUUAUUCAUUCAUUCAUUCAGUCACUGAGUUCUCACUCACUCUCUUGCUGGUUCGCUCCCUCAUUCGUCCAUUCAUUUACAAAAAAUGAUAACUCUCUUUAUCAACUUAACAAUUAAUGGUAAUACGUUAUAUUUACUUAAAUAACGAUGAUACCUACUAAAAUCCUCAGAUUACAGAUCCUGUAUUCAAAAUGGAAUUGAUUAAUAGCUUGUCGUUUUUGGUUUUGUUUAAUAUUAUCCUGGUUAAUUUGCUACAGAGGUGGAUAUCAAGACCUUUACUGAACUUUUUCAUUCAUUUUUUCCUUCCUUUUUCAUUCAUUCUUUCACUUGUUCCUCCAUUCCUUCAUUUAUUUAUUCAUUUUUGUUUCUGUCAAAUAUGCAUGUUCAAUAUUGUAAAUAAAGUUGCUUCAUAAUUUCCUUACCCCAUCUUAAUUUGUUCUUCUUAUUUUUGUGGUGACUAGGAAGGAAAUGAUCACAUCUGGUGUCCUGAAUUUAGUUGAUGACUGGAAGUUUUCAGGUGUUGUUCUUUCAAAGCACCCAAGAAGUGCAGAGACAUUUAGUCAUAGGUGAGAGCUGCAGCUUUUACAGCAAAUUCAUGGCAGUGUUGUGAUGGACUUUAGACUUAUUCCCCCAUUCUUAAUUGACUAGUAAAUGCUUUAGCUAGCAAGAGGCAAGACAAGGUACUUGCCUCGUCAAGGUUUUAAUUCAAAAUAAUGAUAAAAACAAAACAACAAACAAAUGAAAAAAGACAACAUUUAAUUGAGAAAAAAACCACCAGUUGAAUAAUAUUGAUUUUUCUGAAGAGAUACAUGUUCCUUAUGUCAAAAUCUAUUCUGAAAAUAACUUGUUAGCAUAAAAGCUUCUUGAUUUAAAAAAUUGUUGGUCUUGUGCAGCUAAUACCUUGGUGAUCACGGAUCUUGCCUCCUUUAUGCCACAAGUCUGCAUGAGCCCUAUGGCCCUGCUGGUGGAUGAUGAUGAUGAUGAUGUUCAGGAUGAGUGAUGAUAAUGUGAUCCAAAUUGAAGUGAAUACAUGAUCUGGUUUUUAUUUUAUAUUCAGGAGGUGGACAAUAGUUCAACUUGGGAAGCAUAAAGGACAGGGUGAAUUUAUCCAGAGUUAUUUAAGGACUGAGUUGGCUAUCACCCUUCGCGCUGCUGCGUGUUAUGCUGAUAACUACACUGCAUGGAGUCACAGGGCGUGGCUGGUGGAUCGAUUCAUGUAUGAUAAGAAAAAGGUAAUUUGAAUUCAUACAUGUCUAACACACAAACUUCUUCACCCUUUAAGCCCUAAUAGUGAUCAGCAUGAAAUUUCUCCUUGCAAUACAAAUGAUUUGUCAAACAGAGUGGUCAUGAGAAUUAUAGACAUGAUCACCCAAGAUGUUGAUGUUAGGGUUUGAAGGGUUAAGUACAUGAAACAUGUCCUAAGCAGGUAUGUAUGUCCUUAGUCUAAAUUUCAAAUACGUUUGUUUCGCAGUUUGGGAAGCAGGCCUGUACCUGUUGAUUUUUAACCCAUCUUUAUGUUGUUUGUGGCCAUUUAAUCUAGUCUUAUGUUGCUGUUUCAAGGCCAUGUUGCUUAUCAGAAUUUUACCCUAACAGGGCCUUGACCUUAUCCUGGGUUCUGGGAAUCAGCUGAGAUUUCUUAAUCAAUCAUUGAGUUUAAUUCAGAUUGAUCCACCUGAUUGAUAACUGAUUAUAAUCGGAAAGUAUCAUUAUAAAGGGUAAUAUUUCCCUUAGGACGACCACUGUACUGUGUUUUAGAACAAGACAAAAACAUAUGAAAUGUAUCAGAAAAUUAAAGGGACAUCAGUAGAUUUGACCAUGUUCGUCAUAGAGUUCCAGUAGCUCUGUGGUUAGAGCAUCCAGUCUAGAACUAGGGUGUCAUGACUUGGAUUCUCAUCUGGGGCUCAGAAUAUUUUCUGUGCUUUCAGGUGAUCAAAUUGAAAAGAUGGAACACACGUUUUUAGGUUCAGUUGCUAUUCUCCCAUCAUCUCACAAAAAUCAAAGGAGGCCUAGGAUGAUGAGUUGCUGUUCUUCCUUCUUUACUUCCCUACCCACCCCUCCCUGUCAAAUGAUACCCUUGUUUCCUUUUUUUUUGGAGUGAAAAGUUAUGAAUAUAUUUAUAUACAUUGUAGCUCUCUCUGAUUGCCAUAUCACACUGAGGAAGAAAAAUCCUUUAAAGAAGGGAAGUUCUAAGCUAAUAAUGAGUGAACCUUGGUUCCUCUUGUCUCUUCUGACUUAUACAUGCAUGUGGUCAUACAUCGUUCUUAGUUCAUUUAUGCUUUCUAUUUUUACCUCAGAAACUGUUUAGUGAACUUCAAGGCAUCAGAGCUUGGGCAGAGAGUCAUAUCUCUGAUAACUGCUGUUUCCAUCAUCGCCAGCUCCUCCAUAGACACCUUAAGAAUGUAUGGUAAGAAGGAAAACAGAGCGCUGAGUUACAGACAUCUUAUGAAAUGUUUGCAGUCAUUAAGUGUGUGCUUUAGUCAGUUACCUAAUAUAAACAGUGAACAUUUUUAAAGUAGUUUUUUUAAAUGGGCUUAGUUUGAAUACAAUUUAGCACUAUGAGAAAUUCUUACUAAAAGUAGAAAGUUAUCAGAGAUUUUAUCACAAUUUAUUGAUUUCAAUCAGGCUGAUGUCGUGAAUUUAGCAUUCUCUGUACGGUCAAACCACUUUAAUAUGGACACUGAGAAGGUCAUAGAAAGUGUCCAUAUAAGGGCUUAAAGGAGAAAGCAAACUGUCCGUAAUAAUGAGGUGUCCGUACUAAGCGGGUGUCCAUAAAGCAAGGUUUAACUGUAUAUGUGAAAGUGCUAAUCUUUCUUUCGUUACGCAUUUAUUAAAGAGAAAAAAAAAAGGUCCAAACACAAAAAGACAGUCAAAAAGGUCAAAAAAAUGUCCCAUUAGAAAAUCAGCUGUCAAGCACUUUUAUUAGUCUUUUUUAUAAUUUACGUAAUGUUUGAUAUGUAUUGUAUUGAACGAAUAAAGACAUUAUUAUAUUAUUAUUAUUAUUAUUAUUAUUAUUAUUAUUAUUAUUAUUAUUACUAUUAUUACAUGUAUUAUGAAAGAAAAAAGUCAAAUUGCAAUCUUUUGUUCAUGUCUGCUCUAGAUAACAAAUUACCUUGGAACUGAAGUUGGCAUAUUAAACACCUUCACUAUCCAUGCUCUCGUCCCAGAUGACUGGAUGCGACUUUUUUUCGAGCCAUGCGCUAUAGCCUGUGUACAGCUGCCUCCUCCCCUCAAACCAAAUCAGGGAGAGAGACGUCUGUAUCGUGCCGCUUUUAAUAUUGUGUUCCCGUGUACAUUUGCAUAUUUUUUUGUUUUACUCUGACACCUGAAAAUGUGGCGUGUUGACUACUCUUGAAAAAGACGUUCGCAGUUAUUUUAGAUUCGUUAGCUAGGCUCUAGCUAAAAUAUUUACUAGAUAAAAUGUCAUUAGUUAGUACUCUUUUCUUUACAAAGAGUAUAUUGUGCUUUGGAGGAUUCUAACACGUUCUUCUGUCAUAAAUGCACUAUAACCAUGCUCUUUGUUUGUUCUUUACGAACAAAUACUACAAGAGUUUAGGUUGCAACUCUCACUCGUUCCUGCAUUCCCUCAUCUUUUACAUGAAAAGUUUUAGGGUAUAAUUUGUAUUGAUAUUUAAUAUUGUGCAUCCUUCAUUUUGUAAUAUAUAGGCCUCAAACUCAUUUAUGUUUUAUUCAGUUCAAAAGGUGAGGUUGUUCAUUUACUGCUGUCAGAAGUGGAAUUCAUCACUGAUCUUAUUUUAACUUUUCCUGGACAUGAAGUUUUGUGGUAUCAUAGGUGAGAUUUUUAUCUUCUUUAUUUUAGAAAUUUGACGCCCGCUUCAGUCGUUUCUAAUUUACGUUGACUCGUUUCUGCUAACUUUGGCCCUACAAACAAGUCGGGGAUUGUUAUUUAUGUUGGGGUGAAGUUCCACUGUCGCGUAGUUUUUACGUGCGUUAGUAAAAUCGACUAAAAUAAUAUAAAAGCGUACCGGCGAGCGUAAAAAGUACGCAACAGUGGAAAUCCUUCUUCACAGAAUAUAGCUGGUUCGCGGAGUUUUUAAUAAAUCGAAAUAAACUUCCAACCACAGACAUGUCCCUUAGUAAUUUGAUAGUAAAGUGCCUUUUAUCAUGUUUUAUGGUUGAACAUGAUUUUCAGUGCUGGAGCAUUGAAGACUCGUUUAUGAGAGAGGAGCUACAUAUACAACUGUACAAAAUAUUUCUUAAGCGGAAAUUCUUUCAACUGAAUUCCUUCCCUUGUAAAAUUUGGGUCAAAAAAGUGUUUUUUUUUCCUUCACAGACGAUUCGUAUAUCACAUUUGGAACCAUUGGUUUGCAGAUGUUGGUCCGCAGACCGUUAGGGAAAUAGCAAACAGUCCAGAAAGAAAUGGGGAUUGUAAUACAGAUAAUAUCAACAGAACUUCAAGACGAACUUCACCAUCUAUCAUUCCUUCGUUACUUGAGCUGGCUAGCAGCUCUUUUAAGAUAUUAACAGAGUCAAAGUCAAGGUCAAGACUCAAGACACCUAUAACAGAUGGCACGUUUUUACCUCUUUCUACCCCCUCUGAGUUCAAGUUUUGCGACGGUGUCAUUGCUGAGUGUAAAGGGCCCGAGGGGGAGGUACAACGGAGUUGUGCAUUAAAUUACAAACGGUGGUUGUUGAUAAGAAGUACUCCUCAUCAGUUGAACUGCAAUGGGGCUGCUUUCACACCUAAAGUAGUAAAAGAGCCUGGAUUAUCGUAG
Messenger RNA from Porites lobata, 6888 nucleotides. The record is from the annotation of a GenBank genome assembly. NCBI's taxonomy places the organism in Eukaryota, Metazoa, Cnidaria, Anthozoa, Scleractinia, Poritidae.